Molecule: messenger RNA, 1917 nt
Organism: Psylliodes chrysocephalus
Lineage: Eukaryota; Metazoa; Arthropoda; Insecta; Coleoptera; Chrysomelidae
Source: the annotation of a GenBank genome assembly
AUUUUGUAGGUUUUUUUUAAUGGCAUCGGAAAAAAAAUAUCAGGAUGUCAACAUUUUUGAUGACUUGUUUGUAUCCGAUAGUUCGGAUGAACUUUAUUCUUCUUAUUCUGAGUUGUCGUCUUCUGAAAAUGAAGAAAUACCUGAUAUCCAACCUAUUAACAGCAAUGCAGGGCCAAGUACCGAAAUUGAACCCAUCAGCAAUGCAGGAUCAAGCUCCGAAAUAGAAACGAGAAAGAGGAAAAGAAGUUCUAUAACGUGGUGGUCUAGAAAUGUGCGUCAAGAAGCCAGAGCUCAGAGCCUUGAGGAAGUUGAGAAGAAGACUGAAAGACUUCAGCAGGAUAGAAGGCCAAGUAAGCGCAAUUUCACGUUGCUUUAUUUUUUAUAUAAUGAGAUGGCUAGGAAGAAAGGAGAGUCUACGAGGGAUCGUAUGUGUCCUAAUGAUAAACGAGGAAGACAUGGUCAUCGAACAAAAGUUAGCAUCGACGCAAUUGCUAUUACAAAAAAGGAUAUUGGAAGUUUUCCAUCUUACAUUAGCCAUUAUUCGAGGUCGCAUACAGACAAGAAAUACUUGUCCCAAGAUUUAAAUAUUGCUAAAAUGUACAGGUUAUACAAAGAAGAAGGCAUAUCCAGGAAAAUACAACCACAGUUAGAGUCAUUUUAUAGAAACAUAUUUGUAGACAGCUUUAAUCUGUCAUUUCAUCAUCCAUCUAAUGAUACAUGUGUCAAGUGUGACAAAUAAAUAUUGCAGAUCAAUAAUACUUCUGAUUUACAAGUAAGAAAAGUUUACGAAGACAAUUACAGCCAACAUUUAAGUAUGGCCGAGGAAGCAUACAAGAAGAAGAAAAAAGAUAAAGCAGCAAGUUGCGACAAUGACACUAUUGUAUUUUUGUCAUUUGAUUUAAAAAAAUGCCAACCUACUCCUUUACUACAAAAUAAUAUUUCUUUUUAUAAAAGAUCCUUGUGGACUUACAACCUAACUAUUUACAGUUGUGUACAUAAAAAGAAACACGCUAUAUGUUAUAUUUAGGAUAAAUCGUUGGGUGGUAGAGAUGGACAAGAAAUUGCAUUUUGCUUGCGCCAUUUUAUUCUUUCGUUACCAAAUAACAUUACUGAAAUUCAUAUGUUUAGCGACUGUUGUCCAGGGCAAACUACAAAUAUAUAUUUUGCGAUGAUGUUAUGUCUUCUAAUAGAAGAUUUUGCCAAAACUGAAAGAAAAAUUAUAAUAAUUCAUAAAUAUCUUGAACCCGGACAUACACACUUAGAAGCAGAUACUAUACACGCUGCAUUUGAAAAGGUAAAGAACAAAACUACAGCGAAAAGUGAAUUACCCAGAGACUGAGCAAAUUUAAUUAGAAUGGUCCCGAGAAAUCUUCCCAUAGAAGUAGUAGAAUUAGAACAAAAAGAUUUGCUAAAUUUUGAAGAAAUUUUAAAAGGUAACUACGUCCAUCGCAAGAUUAACACUAACAAGGAAGCAGUGAAUUGGUUGCAAAUAAGAUGGAUGCAGUACAAAACUGAAUAUCCCGCAAAAGUUUUGUACAAUAAUUCGUUCGACUACAUCAUUUGGGGUAGGAGGUUCAUUAGCAAAAGAAAGCAUUUUACAGCCAUUACAUUGUAGUCAAAUCCCGCUUCCGAAAAAAAUUAACAGAUCUCAAAGCCCUAAUGCCGCAUGUAUCAGAAACGAGCGAAUAUUUCUACAAUGGUCUUAUUGUUGAGCCAGGGUUGUCUAAUGAAUAAUAUUUGCCAGACGAACGUAUAUAUGAAGAUGAUUAGUAUACUUUAAGAUUGUUAUGUUAUUUUCUGCAAUAAAAUUAAAUAUUUUCAAUGUAUUACCUAUGUCAAAAAUUUUAUCAGAAAACUUAUUUCAAGAAGUGUCCAUCUCGUGUUUUUUUUUUGAUGACAAAGAUUACAAAAUUGCUU